This is a messenger RNA of Pelagomonas calceolata, 1075 nucleotides long. The record is from the annotation of a GenBank genome assembly. Lineage: Eukaryota; Pelagophyceae; Pelagomonadales; Pelagomonadaceae.
AUGCCCUAUAGCCUAACAACUCGAGAGAAACAUUUUACCACUAAGAGAAUCGAGCUAGCCCUUGAUCGGGUCCAGCAGCGCGCCCGCCGCGAGCGCGCCCAGCACGAGCGCCGCAAACCCGCCCACAACCAAUUUGGUCUGGAGCUGCUGGCCCGAGUUCUCGACGGAGACGCCGACCUGACAGACAAUCGCGCGGCUAUUGUCGGACUGCUCCGCGACGAUACGGUAGAGCCACUCGCCCUCGGACACCGUCGCGUCGAUGUACGAGUAGGCGCCGCCCAGCGUGCCCUUGGAUUUGAGGGGCGACCACGACUGGUAGGAGGCGACUUCAUCCCAGUCGCUGUAGCCCACAGCUUUUCUCUCCACCAGGAAGCCCCGGUUGGCCUCCUCGUCGUCCGUCGACCACGUCAGCUCGACCUCGUCCUCCGACAAGACCUUGGCCUUCAGUCCCAACCCCGUGAGUUCCGAGGAGGCAGCGUCCAAGAUGUUGAUCGUACCCUGCUUCUCCUCGAGCGCGAUGCGCUCCCGCCGUUUCUCGUAGCCGCGCAUCGCGCGCGCCGCGGCGACGGCGUCCUCGUCGACCUGCCUGACCAUCCAGGGCGCCUGCGUGUGAAUGAACCGGUGAGUCGGGUGCGCGAGGCCGCGCUGGCCGCAUGGAGGGGCGCAAGUCCCAGACCGCCCCGCCGUUGCGCCGGCGGCGCGUCGACGGCGUGGAGGGCCUGAUGCAGCGUUGGCGGAGCACUUUAUACAAUUUGAUUGAUGCGCUGCACCGCACGUAGGCGACGCCCUCCUCGUUGUAGAGGUUCGAGCGCUUCUUCUUCGCGAUUUUCUGCGCGUUCGCAAUGAUCUCGGCCUCCUCGUCGUCCGUGAGCUGCUCGCUCAUCUUCAGCGGCGUCGCGCGGCUGCUGAUGCGAGUGGCCGGCUGCCAUGCCGCCACGGCGGUGGCCGCGAGGGCGAGUGCGACGACUUUUCGCUGCAUAUCGUUCCUGGGGUGCACCGUGCAGCGUUUAUGAAGGGCAGAGAGCUCCGAAUGCGCUUUGCAGAGUGCCGUGUGGUACAGCUUUACCUCUCUGAG